AUGCGUGAGAUUGUCCACCUUCAAACCGGCCAAUGUGGCAACCAAGUUGGUUCAUCUUUCUGGCAAACCAUCUCCGGCGAACAUGGCCUCGACGCAUCCGGAGUGUAUAAUGGCUCGUCGGAUCUAGAGCUGGAGCGGAUGAACGUCUAUUUCAACGAGGCCGGCGGCAAGAAAUACGUCCCCCGCGCGGUUCUUGUCGACCUGGAACCAGCCACGAUAGACGCCAUUCGUUCCGGUCCCUACGGAGCUCUCUUUCGACCGGAUAACUUUGUCUUUGGGCAAUCGAGUGCGGGAAACAAUUGGGCAAAGGGCCAUUACACUGAGGGUGCGGAGUUGGUGGACCAGGUGGUGGAUGUCGUUCGUCGGGAAGCGGAGAACUGUGACUGCCUGCAGGGGUUUCAGAUCACUCACUCGUUGGGCGGUGGCACUGGGGCUGGAAUGGGUACGCUGCUGAUGUCAAAGAUCCGUGAAGAGUUCCCGGACCGCAUGAUGGCGACAUUUUCCGUGAUGCCAUCCCCCAAGGUUUCGGACACGGUGGUGGAGCCCUAUAAUGCCACUCUCUCCGUCCAUCAACUGGUCGAGCACGCCGACGAGACAUUCUGCCUUGAUAACGAGGCCCUCUAUGAUAUUUGCAUGCGCACUUUGAAACUAUCGUCGCCUUCGUACGGUGAUCUCAACCACCUGGUGUCGACGGUUAUGUCGGGCAUCACAACAAGCCUUCGAUUCCCAGGCCAAUUGAACUCCGAUCUGCGGAAGCUGGCUGUUAACAUGAUCCCCUUCCCUCGGUUGCAUUUCUUUAUGGUUGGCUUUGCGCCGCUGACCAGCCGAGGGUCCUAUUCCUUCCGCAACGUGUCGGUUCCCGAACUCACCCAGCAGAUGUUCGACACCAAAAACAUGAUGACUGCCUGUGAUUUCCAUAACGGACGGUUUUUGACUUGUUCCGCACUUUUCCGUGGUAAGGUGUCCAUGAAAGAAGUCGAGGACCAAAUGCGCACCGUACAGAACCGCAACUCCGGGUAUUUUGUCGAGUGGAUUCCUCAUAAUGUUCAGACGGCGCUCUGUUCCGUUCCGCCCAAGGGAUUGAAAAUGGCAUCUACGUUUGUUGGAAAUUCCACAUCGAUCCAGGAGCUGUUCCACCGCGUGGGCACCCAAUUCACUGCCAUGUUCCGUCGGAAGGCAUUUUUGCAUUGGUACACUGGUGAGGGGAUGGACGAAAUGGAGUUUACGGAGGCCGAAAGUAAUAUGAACGACUUGAUGGCCGAAUAUCAACAAUACCAAGACGCCACUGUCUCUGACGGGGAGGAGGUGUAUCCCGAGGAGGAGAUUGUCGAGGGGGAGGAAUGA
Messenger RNA from Aspergillus tanneri, 1344 nucleotides. Its product is annotated as tubulin beta chain. The coding region runs from base 1 to 1344 and encodes 447 amino acids. The transcript has 8 exons. Lineage: Eukaryota; Fungi; Ascomycota; Eurotiomycetes; Eurotiales; Aspergillaceae. Gene Ontology annotation, biological process: mitotic cell cycle; microtubule cytoskeleton organization. The record is from RefSeq and is a predicted model, not a curated record. Gene Ontology annotation, cellular component: cytoplasm; microtubule. Gene Ontology annotation, molecular function: structural constituent of cytoskeleton; GTP binding; GTPase activity.